AUGGCUGAAGCAUUUAAUGGCCAAGUCCUUAUGGACCAGCCCGCUGGCACUGGCAACCGACCUUACGCCGCCGAGUCUUGGCUUGAACCAUGGCUGAUCAAGCAUUCCGAGUUCUACCGCAAGCACUUCACUCGCAACGGCCGCCGCGAGAGCAAGUCCACCAGACGACACAGCAUUGUCACCCAGGGUCUCGAGUCCAGGAAGAAUUCAGUCGCCGUGCCCGACGCCGAAGCUGCGACAACCUCUGCCUCUGUAACUGAGCCUACAGACGCCACGCCUGCUCCUGUUGAGCAACCGCGAACAAGUACUGAGGCUGAGGCUGUUGCACUUGAGCACCCUGAGACUCUCAACAAGAAAGACCGAGUUAGCGCUUGGCGUCGCAGCAUUGGAUGGUUCCCCCAUCCAUAG
Molecule: messenger RNA, 408 nt
Organism: Cladophialophora yegresii CBS 114405
Lineage: Eukaryota; Fungi; Ascomycota; Eurotiomycetes; Chaetothyriales; Herpotrichiellaceae
Exons: 1
Coding region: 1-408 (135 amino acids)
Source: RefSeq, a predicted model, not a curated record